Molecule: messenger RNA, 1921 nt
Organism: Cloeon dipterum
Lineage: Eukaryota; Metazoa; Arthropoda; Insecta; Ephemeroptera; Baetidae
Product: thiamine transporter 1
Exons: 8
Coding region: 174-1520 (448 amino acids)
Biological process (GO): transmembrane transport; vitamin transport
Cellular component (GO): plasma membrane
Molecular function (GO): vitamin transmembrane transporter activity
Source: RefSeq, a predicted model, not a curated record
CGUGAACAUGCUGCUUCGUGCUGCUUGUUAUUUUCUCUGGAGCGGAGCUGGCCUUGCUCGUCAACUCGUUUAUUAUGAAUGAUUUGUCAUACACUUGAAUUAGAAAAAGACAAGAAGUAGUGCUCUUUCGACCACGGUAUCUCUACUCGUGAGAUAAGAUAUAAUAUUCCACGAUGAUGGACAAAUGGUUGAAAACGUCGCUGCUGCUCUGCAUCUUCGGCUUUCUGAAGGAAAUUCGACCCUCCGAGCCGUAUGUCACACACUUCCUGGUCGGACAUUGGAAGAACUUCACUACCAAUGAGGUUUAUGAGCAAAUUUAUCCGGUGGGCACCUACUCCACACUGGCUCUUCUGGUAUUGGUGUUUUUGGUCACCGAUUAUGUGAGGCACAAACCGGUCAUCAUCGCUGACGCUGCGUUUGGUAUCGCCAUAUACUCCAUUCUAAUCUGGGGACAGGGCAUUCCUCUCAUGCAGUUCAUGGAGGUGUUGUAUGGAGGAUUCAUGGCUGGCGAGGUCGCCUACUACACAUACAUUUACGCAAGCGUGGACAGAGACAAGUACCAGAUGGUGUCGGGACACACGCGGGCUGCUUACCUGGUGGGCAGGUGCACGUCGGGCGUGAUGGCGCAGGUGCUGGUGUCGACGAACGCCAUGGACUACUUGGAGCUGAACUAUAUCACCCUAGGCGCCAUGAUCGCGGCCACCGCGUGGGCCUUCCUCCUGCCACCUACCAAGUCCAGCAUCUACUUCCACAGGGACAAAAGCAUCGUGCCCUCGCAGGUCGGCGAGGAAAGAGGUGAGGCCUCAACCGCUGAGGAACCUCCUCAGGGUCGGGCUGCUAGGGCGUUUCAUUUCCUGUGGGGUGACCUGAAGGCAGCUUACACCAACAUGUCGGUGGUGAAGUGGUCCUUGUGGUGGGCCCUAGCGACCUGCGGGUACUACCAGGUGUUGAGCUACACGCAGGUGAUAUGGGAGGAGAUAAUCCAGGAGUCUGGCCAGCAGCUGUACAACGGCGCCGUUGAGGCCCUGUACACCAUUAUCGGGGCCCUGAGCGCACUGGCCCUGGGUACGCUGCCCUUGCGAUGGGCCGUUCUUGGCCCGCCGGCCCUCGCCUCGUGCGCCCUCGCGCAGGCGGCCACCAUCUACGCCAUCGCGACCACCAACGACCUCUGGCUAGCCUACGCGUGCUACAUCAUCUGCCUGGCAGCCUACCAGGCCAUGGUCACCAUUGCAAGUUCUGAGAUUGCAAAGCAGCUGAAAGAGGAGAGUUUUGGACUCAUUUUUGGCAUGAACAUGUUCAUCGCGCUCGCCCUGCAGAGUAUUUUGACCCUGGUGGUGAUCAAUUGGCUCAAAGUCCCUCCCAGGGGACAGUUUGUUAUUUACGGAUCGUACUUUGCCGUUCUUGGCGCUGGAUUUGUGCUCGUGACCCUCUACUCAAUGAUCAAAGGCGACUGGCGGGGUGUCACCUUCAAGUCCCUGUGGCUGCCUAAGACGCAGGAAAGAGCCGCGACGAGUCAGUAAGAUGUGUGGUUCUCAAAAAACCGUCAUCUUCGUAGGUACAGCUCAAUUUUAGAAGUCUGAACUUUAGCAAGGAAGCUAUGCGAAAUAAAAAUCUUUUGAGCCUAUUAGACUUGUAAUUAUAAUCUGUGCAGGUAGUAAGCCCCGACUCUAAUAAAUUAUUUGCUCGUGUAUGCUGAUAUUGGAAGCUUGGUAACACCUUCACAUGAUUUGAGUACAAGCCUAGAAAACAUAAUUAGGCAGAUAAAUGAAUGUUUCACUCUGCAUAGUUUCCUUUUUACGUGUUCCUUUAGAUUUAGAGGAAAUAUUUCGAACAACCUAUUUUUCGAUGUUAUGAUAUAAUUUCUGUAUGUCUGUUAAAAAUAAAUUAAUGAUGCUGUUCCAAACAAUAAAAGUUCUGAAAC